Microthlaspi erraticum is the source of this 2469-nucleotide messenger RNA. Lineage: Eukaryota; Viridiplantae; Streptophyta; Magnoliopsida; Brassicales; Brassicaceae. The record is from the annotation of a GenBank genome assembly.
AUGAGCGUUGUCGGGUUUGAUUUCGGAAACGAGAAUUGUCUUGUAGCUGUUGCAAGGCAAAGAGGUAUCGACGUUGUGCUUAACGAUGAGUCAAAUCGCGAGACUCCGGCGAUUGUAUGUUUCGGCGAGAAGCAACGUUUCAUCGGGACUGCUGGAGCUGCUUCGACUAUGAUGAACCCUAAAAACUCCAUAUCUCAGAUCAAGCGUCUAGUCGGCCGCCAAUUCUCCGAUCCUGAGCUGCAGAGAGAUAUCAAAUCUAUGCCCUUCUCCGUUACCGAAGGCCCCGAUGGAUACCCUUUGAUCCAUGCCAAUUAUUUGGGAGAGAAGAGAGCUUUCACUCCCACUCAGGUCAUGGGGAUGAUGUUGGCUAACUUGAAAGGUAUUGCUGAGAAGAACUUGAAUGCUGCGGUGGUGGAUUGCUGUAUCGGUAUUCCGGUUUACUUCACCGACCUCCAGCGGAGAGCUGUUUUGGAUGCUGCGACGAUCGCUGGCUUGCAUCCGUUGCACUUGAUCCACGAGACUACAGCGACGGCUUUGGCGUAUGGUAUUUACAAGACCGAUUUGCCAGAGAGUGAGCCGCUCAAUGUCGCUUUCAUUGACGUUGGGCACUCGAGCAUGCAAGUGUGCAUUGCUGGAUUCAAGAAGGGACAGCUCAAGGUCUUGUCUCACGCUUUUGACCGCUCGCUGGGAGGAAGGGACUUUGAUGAGGCUCUUUUCAAUCACUUUGCUGCUAAGUUCAAGGAGGAGUACAAGAUUGAUGUCUACCAGAACGCCAAGGCUAGUCUCAGGCUGAGAGCUGCGUGCGAGAAGGUGAAGAAGGUUCUAAGCGCGAAUCCUGUGGCGCCAUUGAACAUCGAGUGUUUGAUGGAUGAGAAGGACGUUAGGGGUGUCAUGAAGAGGGAUGAGUUUGAAGAGAUCAGCAUUCCGAUUUUGGAGCGUGUUAAGAGGCCUCUAGAGAAAGCUCUAGCUGAUGCGGGACUCGGAAUUGAAGAUGUACAUAUGGUCGAGGUCGUUGGCUCUGGCUCUCGUGUCCCUGCUAUUAUCAAGAUCCUGACUGAGUUUUUCGGUAAGGAGCCGAGGCGUACGAUGAAUGCAAGUGAGUGUGUGUCCAGGGGAUGCGCCUUGCAGUGUGCUAUUCUCAGUCCGACCUUUAAAGUUCGUGAAUUCCAGGUUCAUGAGAGCUUCCCUUUCUCGAUCUCUCUGGCAUGGAAAGGAGCAGCUUCUGAGGCUCAAAAUGGAGGAGCUGAGAAUCAGCAGAGCACCGUUGUUUUCCCCAAAGGAAAUACCAUUCCUAGCGUCAAGGCUCUAACGUUUUAUCGCUCUGGGACAUUCUCUGUUGAUGUGCAGUACAGUGAUGUGUCGGAGUUGCAAGCACCUGCAAAAAUCAGCACAUACACGAUUGGUCCCUUCCAGUCAUCAAAAGGCGAGAGGGCAAAGCUUAAAGUGAAAGUGAGAUUGACCCUGCACGGAAUUGUCUCAGUUGAAUCAGCAACUCUUUUGGAAGAGGAGGAAGUCGAAGUUCCAGUCGCAGAGGAAUUCACUAAGAUGGACACUGACGCAACACCUGCUUCUGGUGACGCUGAUGCUGACAUGCAGGACGCCAAGGAAACCAGUGAUGCAGCUGGUGCUGACAAUGGUGUUCCCGAGUCUGCUGAUAAGCCGGUGCAAAUGGAAACUGACUCAAAGGCUGGGGCUCCGAAGAAGAAAGUGAAGAAAACCAAUGUACCUCUGUCAGAAAUCGUGUACGGUGCGUUGCAAACUGUGGAUGUCCAAAAGGCUGUGGAGAAAGAAUACGAGAUGGCUUUGCAGGACAGAGUUAUGGAGGAGACCAAGGACAAGAAGAAUGCUGUUGAGUCCUAUGUUUAUGACAUGAGAAACAAACUGAGCGACAAAUUCCAUGAUUAUAUCAUCGACUCAGAGAGGGAAGCAUUCCUGGCGAAGCUUCAGGAAGUUGAGGAUUGGUUGUAUGAAGAUGGUGAAGAUGAGACUAAAGGUGUUUACGUUGCAAAGCUCGAGGAGCUCAAGAAGGUUGGUGACCCUGUUGAAAUGCGUUUCAAGGAGUCGCAAGAAAGAGGAACGGUCAUCAAUCAGCUUGGUUACUGUAUCAACAGCUACAGAGAGGCAGCUGCGUCUAACGAUGCCAAGUUUGACCACAUUGAUUUGGCAGAGAAGGAAAAGGUUUUGAAGGAGUGUGUGGAAGCAGAAGCAUGGCUGAGAGAGAAGCAGCAGCAACAGGAGGCUCUUCCCAAGUACGCAACACCAGCUUUCUUGUCUGCUGACGUUACAAGCAAGGCUGAUGCAUUGGACAAGUUUUGCAGGCCUGUAAUGACCAAACCAAAGCCGGCGGCUAAACCGGCGGAGGCUCCACAAGCCAAGGCGGCUGAUGAGGAAAGGAGUGAGCCAGAGCCAGCGGCGGCCUCCGGUGAAGAGCCAAUGGACACAGAGAAGCCUACUCAAGAUAGUGCCUAA